AUGUCUUCGCAUGAUCACCUUUUGGAAGACGCCAAGUGGGAUUUGAGGCAGGUGGAGAGAAGGGUGCAGAGGCAGAUGAGGCUGCUGGACCUGCACCUGCAGCAGCUCCGUGAGGAGCUGCCUGCAUCCUGCCUGCGCAGCCUGCCCCCGCGCCCCUGCUGCCUGCACCCACCCAACUCCUGCCCCUGGGAGAGAAGGGCCCGCGCCGCAAGGCUGGAUGUGGAGCAAGAACUGGGCAGCAUACAAAGAAGGCUUAACAGGAUGUUGAACUCCUCCCAUGAUCACAAGCUUUUGGCUUUGAUGGAUGUGGAGGGUUUUGACCCCAAGGAAGUCACUGUAACGGUGAAAGACGGGAAGGUGAAGGUGUCAGCAGAGCACGAGGAGGAGCACACCACUGCAGGAGGGAAGGAGUAUAACUACAGAAACAUCACGAGGGAAAUCAGCCUGCCACCAAGGGUGAGCGAGGAUGAGGUGACCUACUCGCUGGAACCAAAUAGCAUUGUGAAGAUCGAAACAGCGUGCAAGUGCUACCCUUGUCUCCUGAGACGCUGA
Messenger RNA from Grus americana (Whooping crane), 552 nucleotides. It is a transcript of the gene ODF1, whose product is annotated as outer dense fiber of sperm tails 1. Lineage: Eukaryota; Metazoa; Chordata; Aves; Gruiformes; Gruidae. Gene Ontology annotation, cellular component: outer dense fiber. The transcript has 2 exons. Bases 1 to 552 code for a protein of 183 amino acids. The record is from RefSeq and is a predicted model, not a curated record.